Molecule: messenger RNA, 2718 nt
Organism: Mercenaria mercenaria
Lineage: Eukaryota; Metazoa; Mollusca; Bivalvia; Venerida; Veneridae
Product: complement C1q-like protein 3
Exons: 2
Coding region: 80-733 (217 amino acids)
Molecular function (GO): protein binding
Source: RefSeq, a predicted model, not a curated record
UAAUUUUCUUCACAUAAAUUUGUGAACUACACGUUCUCAUUUCAUAAACUCGCCACGCAAAUAUUUGUAAAAAAUACUUAUGACAAAAUACUAUUUUAUUUUCGUGUUGGUUGAAAGCUUAAUUUUCAACUGGUGUUUUGCGGGGGAGCCAGACAAGUUUAGUUAUGAAUCCAAACUGCUAGACAAAGUGAUUCGCCUGGAACUGAAAGUUGAAGAGAUGGAAAAGGAAAUGAAAAAGACACAGGCAAAUACGGUGUCAGUGUUGGAAAAUGUGAACCGAGUACUGGAUAACAAAACAGCCGAGCUCAAACUGUUAGAAGACAGAGUUGACAAGCCAAUGGUUGCUUUCAGUGCAUAUAGUCCCGUGGAUAAAAGUUUAGACUCUAGUCAGAUCCUGGUGCUACAAACUGUGCCCUUGAAUGAAGGCAAUGGAUACGACAACGUUAUUGGGGUUUUCACUGCACCGGUAACAGGGCUCUACUACUUUGUGGUACAUGCUUGUAACUAUGCAGGCCGGGGCUUCUACUAUGACAUCAUCCUUGAACACAAUCCAGUAGCCAGGAGCACGCAAUUCAACAAUGUAAAUCACGACUGCAAUUCUGUUAGUGCUGUUACCAUGGUUACAGCUGGUCAACGAGUCUGGGUAAAAAGCACAAGUGGCAAUAGCAGUCCACAGCUGUACGAAAAUUCCUACAGACGGACAACAUUUGCAGGUUUCCUUUUGCAAAAAUGAAUUGCAAAAUAGUGAAAUCCAUGAAAACAAACCUGAAACAGGACUUUUAAUACGUUUACACUUUAUGGCAUUGUUUUCUUUUUCUUAUUAUUAUCGAUGUUGUAUUGCUUACAUUAAAGUAUUUGCUCAAUUAUUUCUUCCAUUUUUUGUAAAUUUUUACAAGUUACUAUGUAUAAUGAAACUCUUAAACAAUCUUAAGUUUCACAUUGUCAGUAUAAGCACCAAAGACACAUUUUCUUGAUACCAUCACAUAGGCUAUGGACAUUGACUGUAGGGUCAGGUAAAGCACAGCUCGUGUUUUCUAGGACUAUUAUCUUUUACAAGUAUACACUUUCUUAGUCCCAAUGCGCGACUCUAGUUACCUCCCCUGACGGUCCAUACACAGACGUUUUUCAUACUGUGAAGCUCAUAAUUUAUGUUCGGAUAUUAAUCACUAGUGAUUACGCCUGUUUUCAGACGUGGCCGAGUUGGACCUAAUAUCAGACUGAAAUGAAAUGAAAGUGACAAUUACGUCACGAGUUGGACUAAUACUUUCCUGACCAAAUAAUAAGUAUUAUUUCAAAUAUAACAAAUGCACAAAGUUCAAAUCAUCAUGAUUUAUUUUUAACUAUGCAUGUAUAAAAUCUGUACAUAUUUGUAUAAUACAAUGUUGUCUAAUGUAAAAAGCUUACUCUUUUGUUAACAACAAACAACAACAACAUGAAUGAAAUGGUUCAAUAACAACAUAAAGAGCUACCCCAUACCUUUGUUGUUAAGACUAGCCACUUAACUGAUAAUAAAGAAUUUGUCACAAAAAUUCAUCUUCUGUAUUUUUCUUUUAUUUUAUGUGAAAGUGACAAAUUCAAGUCUAUUUUAGAGAUUUUGUCAGAGAACUGAUUGUAGUAUUAUCAGUCUAUGAUAUUGGACAUAGGAUAUAGACUGGCUAUAUUCACAAUUUUAACAAUAAAAAUAAAAAAAAAUAUCAUGGUCUUGGAGCUAGUUUACUUUGUUGUUUACGUUCCCUUAACACAAAACAUGGAACAUACUUUGUACUAUAUUUGAAAAUAACCUUCUUUUUGUGUAAAGUAACUUGAAUAUUCAUCUAUGCAUAAUGAAUUAAUUGACCAUACACGAAAAAUGACCUAAAUUAUUUGACCUCUAAUUUUGACCUUGACCUUUGAGGUAGAUGUCAGUAUCUUGGGCAUGACAUCAUCUCAUUAUGGGGAAUAUUUGUACAAAGUAGUUUCAAAAUCUGCUGAUGGAUGUCAGUGUCACACACUGGACAAAAAAACUGGCCCUGUCAACCUUUGACCUCCAAGUGUAGCUUUGAACUUAGCGCUCAUUACAGGGAACAUUUGCACCAAGUAAUUUGAAGACGCCUUCAUAGAUGGCAAAGUUGUGGACAGGACACACAACAAUCAUUGUCAAAUUUUGACCUCAAACUGAUGCCUUGACCUUAGAAUGGCGUCUGGGUUUUGUGUGCAACAUGUCGUGUCAUUAUGAAGAACAACUGUGGUAAGUAAUUCAAAAAUCUCUUGAUGGAUGGUAGAGUUAUGGACACGACAUGUAGUGUGACAGGACAGACAGAAGGACACAGUCCAUUUCAAAGUCCCCCUUUUUUCCUUUAAGUAAGUGGGGACAGUAAUUCAGUCGAGGGCAGUCCUAAUCACUAUGUGUUUGCUUUGUAUAAAAUAUUUGAAUAACAAUUAUAUGUACAAAAUAUAACAGUUCUGUGUAUAGUCAAAAGUGUCAAAGGUAUAGGCAACAAAGAUAUAAGAAAGCUCUUUACACAAAGGUACAUUUUUGAUCUACAUGACCAUAAUAUUGCAAGUUUUGAUUAUCUACAAAAAUAUACGAAAAAUAUGUACAUCUUCAUGAUACAAUUGUGUACCUGGUCAAACAAAAGAAGUCUUAGGCCCAUUGCUUUGCAUUUCUAUUACCAAACAAGGUUUAUUAAUGAUUGAGAAUUACUUUAACACAGAAAAGCUUUUUAUUAAACAUAAAUG